AUGGGUGAAACCAUUGAAGUUGGACACCUCCACAAGGCCUUGACCCCGGGCACUCCCUACGUCGCCUACGUCCGCGCCACCUCCGUGGUGGGCGACGCCAAGGGCUGGGGCGUGGCCAGUGCUCCGGAGAUUGCACCGCCAGACUAUCCAAGCCAACCCGAGAAACCCACCUCGCCUUGGCAGUGGCCCACGGCAUUGGAGGUGCACUGGACCGCUCCGUGGCUUCGUGGAUCGGAGCUGGAAAGCUGUGAGUUCGUCUAUUCUCUCGACCCCGACUGCCGCGAGUUGACGAAGGUGCCGCACGAGGUGGCGCAUAAAUCUUUCGAGGAGCGCCAGAUCCAUGUGGAAGACCUUGAGUAUGCCACGACUUACUACUUCAAGGUCCGCAUCAAGAACGGUGUGGGUUGGUCGUUCUGGAGUGAGGUCUCGGAGGGCUUCAUGACGGGAGCGUGCAGGCCAGCGCCUCCCAAGCGGCCGAUCCUGGAGCAUAUUGACAUGGAACAGCUCGUCUUCCGAUGGAACCUGCCAGACAGCCAUGGCUGUGCGAUCGACAAGUACGAGGUCUUCCUGGCGGACCAAGCUCAGGUGGCCAAAGUCCCUCAGCUCAUUGAAGAUUUGAACCAGUGCGAGACCGAUGAGGAGCAAAAGGAGCUGCUGGAUGCCUUGCCCGUGAGGGAAUUCCAUGGCAUCAAGGUGGAGGAGUUCACCGAUCCGAAAGAGCCGGAUCAUAUCUUUGAAGGGCUCCUGGGUGGCUUGCCCUAUGCCGUGGCAGUCAGGGCACACAAUGUAGAGGGCUGGAGUGAUUGGUCGGAGCCCUUGGACGACAUCGUCUCUCCGUUCGGGCGACCUCAGACGGGGGGCGAGUUCGAGUUCGCACGUUCACCGCACGAGUUCGUGGCGAAACACCGAUCUGGGAAAUGCAGGUGGUCUGCUGAACAACCAUCGUACCCUCGUCCGAACCCACCGCAAAACCACGCCAAAUCGGCUCCAGAAUUCGCCGGAAGUGACUUGGAAUGGAUGAAACCAUCUGAAGCCCCCUUGGUGGCCGGAGUCUGA
Messenger RNA from Durusdinium trenchii, 1056 nucleotides. The record is from the annotation of a GenBank genome assembly. Lineage: Eukaryota; Dinophyceae; Suessiales; Symbiodiniaceae.